ACCGACAUUUUAUACUAAAACGACAUCGUUUUUGAACUGAAAGGUGAAAGUUAGAAGAAAAAACAGAGAAAUGAAAACAACUGAAAAGAGGAAAGGGCAUGUUCGUAUUGUCGGUGAAUGAAGAGUCCUGCUCGAAAAUCAGAGAGGGACAUAUCACAUAAUAGAUCCAUAUGAUAGAUCCACAUUUGCAUCCACUGUCGUACUGGGGUCACUUUCCCCUGACUAUUAACAUUUCUCCACUUAAUAUUACAAUUUAAAUCCCAAAAUCCCCCCUAUACCCCACUCUCUCUUUGUAGUUUGGCCUUUUGUUUCAUUCUUGCACUUGAAAAUAAUUCCUUGAUGAUUUUCUUUUUUUUUUUUUUUUAAAGGGUAGUCUUUAUUUGUGGAGUGGAGUUAUUGGAUUCUAUAUGUCAGCAGUGCAAGAAGAAGACAUGAAUCAAUGAUGGUGAACUUCAACUAAAAUUUACUUGCUGUGCUUGCAUCUGGGUGUUCAUUAGAUUUUUAUUCUUUAUUGGAAUGAUGCUUUGUCUAAAGGCAGAAGCUUUGGAUGAAGACCGUCAUCCUCAAAAUCCUAACGAGAAUAGCAUCAAUGGGAAUGGAGAUUGCAAUGGUGGUAAUGAUGGGGGUUUUAUUCUACCAAUCAACUGGGCAAACUCUAUUAAUAGAUAUUUGCAAUGGAAAAGUGGCAAGGUUUGGAGCAGGUCAUUUUCAGCUGGGGAUGACCCUUGUAACUCUUGUUGUGAGUUAAAGGAUGCUAAGACCCAGGAAAGGAGUGGACAAGAGAAAAGUGAGCAGAUGUGUCAUUACAAAUACCAGCUUGAACAAGAAGUUAAAAAGUUGCAGCAGCAGUUGCAGGAAGAGACUGAUUUGCACUUGGCUCUAGCAAGUGCUAUUGAACACUCUGAUUCACCUUCUCCAAAUUCUCCUGGCAAACUUCCAGAUAAGGCCCAGGAGCUUUUAGAUAGCAUCGCUGUUCUGGAGAUUACAGUAUCAAAGCUUGAGCAGGAAUUUGUUUCUUUACAAUAUCAACUUAGUCAGGAGAGGAAUGAGCGACGUCUUGCUGAGUACCGUUUAAAGCAUUUGCCAUGUUCUGCAAUAUCUCUUUUUGAUAGCUAUCUGGCUUGCUUAUCAGAACCAAUUGCAAAAACUUGUAAUGAAGAGAAACCAGAAGAAAACGUGGAUGAUAUGUCUCUGUUGGAGGCUGUUAUUGAUAACAAUUAUAUUGUUGAGAACCUUUGGCAUCAACCCAAUCAGCUAUCUGAAGAAAUGGUGACGCGUAUGAGAGAUAUUUUCAUUUUCUUAGCAGAUUCAUGCAAGCUUUCUUCUUCCGAGUGUUUGGUGUCACCCGCUUCACCUCACUGUCCUCUCGCCAAUUUUUUGGAAUCUUUCUCAGACUCAACCAAAGCAACUUCUUUACUGAGGAGUCCCUCAGGAGGUGGGGCAUAUGAUCCAUAUGGAGUCUCUUGCAAAGAGGACUGGACAAGUACUAUUGGGACCUAUAGCACAGCAGUUGAAGUCUCAUGGUUGUCUGUUGGGAAGAAAGAACUUAAAUACGCAGCUAUGGCUCUAAAAAGAUUCAGAUUGCUUGUUGAGCAGUUGGCCAGAGUGGAUCCAUCUCAAAUGAGUUACAACGAGAAGCUGGCAUUUUGGAUUAACCUGUAUAAUGCUUUGAUUAUGCAUGCAUAUUUAGCAUAUGGAGUUCCAAGAAAUGAUAUCAAACUAUUUUCCUUAAUGCAGAAGGCUGCCUACACUGUUGGAGGACUCUCAGUGAGUGCAGCUGACAUAGAAUGCACUGUUCUAAAAAUGAAUCCUGCUGCUUACCGACCACAAAUUGCUGCGGUUCUUGCACUUCAGAAAAUCAAGGCAUCUGACGAGCAGCAGAAGUAUAAAAUUGAUCAUCCUGAGCCUCUUGUUUAUUUUGCUUUAAGUUGUGGUUUGCAUUCUUCACCUGCGGUGAGGCUUUUCAGGGCUGAAAAUGUGAAUGAGUUGCUAGAAAGGUCAAUGAAAGAUUACAUUCAGGCAUCUGUUGGUAUAAGCAACAAAGGGAAGCUAUUGGUGCCUAAAUUGUUGCAUUGUUUUGCCAAAGGACUUGUCCAAGACUCACUUUUACCUGAUUGGAUUUGUCAAUUCUUAUCGCCACAACAAACCUCCAUGGUUAGAGAUUGUUUAUCGCGCAAUAAGUGGAGGCUCCUUGGUGCUCGAAGCUUCUCUGUCGUACCAUUCGAUUCAAGGUUUCGCUUUCUCUUCCUAUUGGAUGAUCGGAACUCCUUCACCUCUACAUGAUAUAAGACCACCCCACCUUUCAAAAGUUUUGGGAAACGGAUUGUGAAAACUCAUGCUUUGACUACCACAGCAGGCAAUUCUUCAGCACAGCUGCUGUAUCCAUAUUGCCUACUGCCUGUAAUGUGGAUAUUACUUGCUCCUAGUAGAAUUAGCAAGGUUCACAUUGUAUAGUAGUUGUUGCUGAUAAUGAAAAUUUUCUUUCAUGAUGAACUAGAAUGUAUGGUUAGCCAAAGGAGAAAGGGGACUAU
This is a messenger RNA of Durio zibethinus, 2531 nucleotides long. RefSeq lists its product as uncharacterized. NCBI's taxonomy places the organism in Eukaryota, Viridiplantae, Streptophyta, Magnoliopsida, Malvales, Malvaceae. The record is from RefSeq and is a predicted model, not a curated record.